This is a messenger RNA of Ahaetulla prasina, 2862 nucleotides long. It is a transcript of the gene SKIDA1, whose product is annotated as SKI/DACH domain containing 1. NCBI's taxonomy places the organism in Eukaryota, Metazoa, Chordata, Lepidosauria, Squamata, Colubridae. The transcript has a single exon. The record is from RefSeq and is a predicted model, not a curated record. Bases 1 to 2862 code for a protein of 953 amino acids.
AUGGAAGAUUUGAAGUCGGGUUUCGAAGAGGUGGAUGGCGUACGCCUGGGCUACCUGAUGAUCCGGGGCAAGCAGAUGUUCCCUCUCUCGCAGGUCUUCACAGAUCUUCUGAAGAACAUCCCGCGCACUACGGUGCACAAGCGCAUGGACCACCUGAAAGUCCAAAAGCACCAAUGCGACCUGGAGGAACUGCGGAAGCUCAAGUCCAUCAACUCCAUAGCGUUCCACGCCGCCAAAUGCACCCUUAUUUCCCGCGAGGACGUAGAAGCGCUUUAUACCUCGUGCAAGACCGAACGGGUCCUGAGAACCAAGCGUCGGGGAGGCGCCCAGCCUGGCCAGGGAACCCCGCGCCCCGACCCCUACGCGGCUUCUUGGAAAGGCGGCAGCAAAGUUUGCCUGAGCUUGAAAGAAGGGACUACAAGCCAAGCCAGCAGCAGAAAGAAAGCAGCCUGGCGCAAGGCGGCGGCCGCGGCGGCGGCCGCACAAGCGGGAGCUUUCCUACCGGCCUCGGAUCUACCUCAUUUUUGGAGCAAAUCCGCCGGGCGCAGUUUGCCAAGCUUUGCCCGAUCGCCUAGCGAUGAGGCUGUAAACUAUGAAACGGCCCAGUUUGGCCCCGGCUACGUCUCUCUGGCCACAGAACCCGCUUGUUUUCGGAGCCUACUCUGUUCCAAGCAUCCUCAUUACUACUACCAUUCCUCGGCCGCCAUUGCCACUCAGCCCAAGCUCGCCGCGGCGGCGGCCGCACAAGCGGGAGCUUUCCUACCGGCCUCGGAUCUACCUCAUUUUUGGAGCAAAUCCGCCGGGCGCAGUUUGCCAAGCUUUGCCCGAUCGCCUAGCGAUGAGGCUGUAAACUAUGAAACGGCCCAGUUUGGCCCCGGCUACGUCUCUCUGGCCACAGAACCCGCUUGUUUUCGGAGCCUACUCUGUUCCAAGCAUCCUCAUUACUACUACCAUUCCUCGGCCGCCAUUGCCACUCAGCCCAAGCUCGCCGCGGCGGCGGCGGCAGCAGCGGCGGCGGCAGCUGCAGCAGCAGCAGUCUCUAGAAACAAACCGCUGGGUCUGGGAUGCAGAACGAAGCGGAGAAAGAGCACCGAGAGGCGUUUCUCUGCCGGGUGCGGGCGGCGUGUGGUGAUCCUGCCCCGAGCUUGCAAGGCAGCUCGGAGCGCCGUGGCAGAGAGGCUGCCUGCACUGCGCGGCUUUCUGACCCCGCAGCCUGCCCCGGCUCUCCCGGAUCCUUACAGCAGCGACUCGGAAUCCAGCUCCUAUUCGAAUCACGCAGACAACGACUCCGACUUCUGCUCCAGCCUGAGCAGCACCAGCAAUUCCGGUUCUUCUGAGGAAGAAGAGGAGGAAGGCAGCUGCGCAUCGGAUUCCAGUGAGCUCAGCUCUGACGAGGAAGAGCAAGAAGAAGAAGACGAGGAGGAGGAGGAAGAGGAAGAAGAGACCAGCUCGGAAUCUGAUUCCAGCUCCGGGUCCAGCCACGUCUCGGUCCAGAGUAUCCGUUUCAGGCGCACUAGCUUCUGCAAAUCGCCCACCUUCCAGACUCCAGCCAGCCUCGUGCCCCAUCCGCCUCAAUUUGCUAGCCACGAGGAGCUUCCAGGUCCAGCGCAAUUCGUCAAAUGCGAAGCGUCGGAAGGACCUGAGGACUGGAAGAUCCCGUCUGGCUGGUUUUCAAAAGCUGAGCCGGACUUCGACUGCACCACUCAGCCUGCCGGCAGUGCGUAUUUAGGAUUGCUGGAACAGCCCACGGAAGGAGCCAGUGGCGGCGAGGGAAGACCCCUCUUGACUGGCGAGGACCACUCCACACUCGUGCCUGAGGUAAAGUCUCUUGACCUGCCUGGGGUCCCCUGGUUAGCCUGCGGUGACUCUUCUAGCUUAAAGCCAAACUACAUUUUGCCCCAAGCAAGAUUUUUCGGAGAGGGCCAGAUCUGUCAGCCUGCCCUUGCCUCUCACCCUCACCCUUUUCCUCUUUCUCCAACUGGGGCAGACAGCACCACUGCUGCCGUAACCCACCUGUCCAAGGAGCUUCUGGGAAAUGCCCAGUUCAAUGUGAGAUCAGCCACUUGCCAGGGAACUGCUGCUGUUGCAAGUCCAGAUCUCCAAAGCCAUGUCCAGCUCCUCCCUUUUGUGCCCAUUGCCCAGAUCAAAGUUGAGGACAGCAGUGCUAAUGCUGAGUAUGGCACUCUCCCAGUACAAAUCCCACUCAAAUGGGAAGAGAGUGACCCGGAGACCAAGGUGGAGGCAGACUGCCAGUCAUCACCACAGCCGGGCCCCACCCUGCAUCCUGGAACUCUUCUGCUGUCAACCAAGGCAGAUCCUACCUGCCUAGAGGACUGUCCUAGCCCUCCCAAGAGCACUCUGUGUCCAGCAUCUCUGAGCCGGACCCUUGCUGCAUGCACUUUAGGCACUGCUUCUGCUGCCAAACCUGAGGAUGGGGAUUACAAAUUUGGAGCCCGGGUGAGGAAGAACUACCGCACCUUGGUCCUGGGCAAAAGAGCCACCAUACCAAGCCCAGCACCACUCAAGCCAAAUUUGAAAUCAGCACGCAACCCCCGGCCACCUCCAGGGAAACUCCCAGAAGCUCAAGAAGGCGGCUUGGAUGACUUAACUGUUCUCAACCGACGCAAGAGGGUGGCCAGCAAUGUAACCUCCACCCUCAAGAGGCCAUUCAGUUUCAUGGCCAACUUUCCCUGCCCUCCAUCCUUGGUGGUUGGCCCAGAUGGAGAUCUCAUGCCAGCCUAUACCUUAAGCACCACCAAGAGUGCCCAACUACCACCCAAGGGCCAUCCUAUCUGGAAAUGGCAGCUGGGUGGGCCACCAAUACCUCUUCCCCCCAGCCACAAGUUCAGGAAACUGAACUAA